Paramacrobiotus metropolitanus is the source of this 1703-nucleotide messenger RNA. Its product is annotated as serine protease inhibitor-like. Bases 115 to 1449 code for a protein of 444 amino acids. The transcript has 2 exons. Lineage: Eukaryota; Metazoa; Tardigrada; Eutardigrada; Parachela; Macrobiotidae. Gene Ontology annotation, molecular function: serine-type endopeptidase inhibitor activity. The record is from RefSeq and is a predicted model, not a curated record.
GUGAAACUGUUGCUUAUAUUAUGCAAUUUUCUAAUCAAACGAGAUCGCUCAAAUCAAACGUGUGGUCCCAGGCUCCCAGCCUCUUUCUUUUUAUACUAAACGUUUAAUUGUAUAAUGAACAUCGCAAUGGAGAUGAUCGCUCUUCUCGUUGCCGGUCUCCUUGUUGUUUCAGCUGCUGCUCAGGACGAUGCCGACGACCAGUGUCCCGUAAUGCAGGCAGAUACGAACAAAUGCCUGACCAAUGAGGAUAUCAAAUCCGCCAUUAACCAGUUCACCGUACAAAUGUACCAGCAAGUGACCGCCCUCCCAGGAACCGUGCCAACGGACAACAUCAUCCUCCUCCCACUCCACGCCUCCAACGCCCUCCUGAUGGCCUGCAACGCCGCUAGUGGCGCCACCCAAUCCGAGAUCAUCGACAGCCUAAACCUCGGCACGGGAAUCGGUUGUCUGGACGCGUUUGCCAUCAUACAGGACAUGUACCGCACCGUACCGCAUCACUCCGAUCCACCGCAGAGCGACGACGAUAUGACCUUUAACGCCAACCGUGCCUUUGUGGAUAAAUCCGUAGCACUCAAGCCGGCAUUCACUGCGGAUUUAUUACAGCGUUUCAAUCAAACCCCAGGUGUACUGGAUUUCAAGAAGAACCCCAACGCUGCCCGCAACGAAAUUAACAAAUGGGUGGAGUCGAAGACAAUGGGCAAUGUGAAGAAUUUUUUGGGCGCGGGUGCGGUGACGAGUGCUACGCAGUUAACGGCCAUUAACGCCCACUAUCUGCAGUUCAACUGGGCGUUUCCUUUUGAUGCGAAGCAGACAGUGAAAGGCACGUUCACCAAUGCCGACGGAUCAACCAGCCAGGUGGAUUUCAUGAAAUUGUUUACGACCAGUUUGUUCUAUUUUAAUCAUCAGGCUGGGCAGUUGGCGCCCGGUGUACCGGCAUUCCAGAUGGUCCGCUUGCCCAGUAAAUGGGGUACCGGUGUUCUAUCCGUGAUUUUGCCGAGUGAUAUGAAAAUGAUGCCGGUAUUGGAGCGCACACUAACGGCUGACAUGCUGAACAAGGCCAUGGACACGGCGCAGCGACGAUUGGUCAAUUUGACCAUGCCGAAAUUUGCCAUUGAAAAGGCGGUAAAUUUAGCGGAUGCGGUGAAGGGAUUGGGUGUGAUCGAUCUGUUUGGGUCAGGUGUCGAUCUGACGUCAAUGACAGAUCAGUCCGUACGGAUUGACGGCAUUGUCCAUAAAGCUAUGAUCGAUGUUAACGAGCGUGGCCUGAAAGCUGUAGCGGCUAGUUCUAUGGCGGUGGCGGCACGGCGAACGAUUGCUGUCGGCACAGCGCUUGACCUUAAGGUGGACAAACCAUUUUUAUUCGUGAUUCGGAUGGAAAAUUUGCGCUUCUUGACUUAUAUCGGACGAGUUUCGAAACUGGCAGCAAAUGCAUUAAUGACGUCCUCAUAAUAAGGUUUUUUUCGUUUAUUAAAGGCUUCUGGCUCCUGCAUUCACUUUCGUGUCUUGUGAAAACUUGUUUAGCACCAACAAUAAAAUAAAUUUAUCUCUCCAAUGUAUUUUUUACCGGCAUCUAAUUUUUUACACGUUACACGUUGAAACUGCGCGCCGUCGUCUUUGUUUCCGAUAUGUACUGCACAAUUGAAUUUGCUGUUUGUGAGGAAAUUACGAACAACACACUGGGCUAUCAUGUACAUAUAACUUUA